AUGACACCACCAUCGAGCAACCACUUCAUCCUCUCCUUCCCCAAACCUCACGUCCUCCUCGUUACCAUCAACCGCCCCAAACAACGCAACUCUAUCCCCUCCGACGCCCACUGGGACGCCCACACCAUCUUCUCCUGGUUCGACAACGAGCCAUCCCUCCUCGUCGCCAUCAUCACCGGUGCCGGCGACAAAGCGUUCUGCGCGGGCCAAGACCUCACCGAACAGAGCCAAAAUGCGACCGCAAAGCGCGAAAAGGGAGGAACACAACAACUGCACCACCCGCCUACAGGGUUCCUCGGGCUGAGUCAAAGAAAGGGGAAGAAGCCGGUGCUCGCGGCUGUGAAUGGAUUUGCAUUGGGUGGCGGGUUUGAAACAUGCUUGAACUGUGACAUGAUAGUAGCAUCCCCUACCGCAACCUUCGGUCUCCCUGAAAUCACCGUGGGCCUAUACGCGGCUGCCGGCGGCCUUCCCCGUCUCGCGCAAAUCACCGGCCUCCCGCUCGCCUCUGAACUAGCACUAACCGCCCGCCGACUAUCAGCCCAGGAAGCCCUUGAUUAUCGACUAAUCAACCGGAUCUCGGCAAGCCCCGUGGAAGAAUGCGUGAAGCUAGCGGAGGCGAUGGGGAAAUUCUCGCCAGACGCGGUUAUCGUGACUCGGCAGGGGCUGAGGGAGGCUUGGGAGACGGGGAGUGUGGAGGAGGCGGGGAGGAGGACGAAGCAGGAGUAUGGGGAGAAGUUGUUUAGGGGGGAGAAUUUUCGGAUUGGGGUGCAGGCGUUUGCGAAGAAGGAGAAGCCGAGGUGGGUGGCUUCGAAGUUGUGA
Molecule: messenger RNA, 819 nt
Organism: Aspergillus chevalieri
Lineage: Eukaryota; Fungi; Ascomycota; Eurotiomycetes; Eurotiales; Aspergillaceae
Exons: 2
Coding region: 1-819 (272 amino acids)
Biological process (GO): fatty acid beta-oxidation
Cellular component (GO): mitochondrion
Molecular function (GO): enoyl-CoA hydratase activity
Source: RefSeq, a predicted model, not a curated record